AUGUCGACAUGUCGUAGAACUAUUUUAAAAAAUUCAAACACUGGUCAUACAUCCGAAAUAGUACAUGGAUUGUUAGUUGAUGAAGCCCAUUUGGAAUAUUCAUCAUGGGCAUCUUUGAUUGUACGUGUUUACAAUGACGGAGAAUUAGAAGUAGAAUGGACAAUUGGUCCAUUUCCUGCUGAUACGACUGGUCGUGAAGUCAUAGUACGAUAUUCAAUCGUUGGUAGUGAUGUUCAGUAUCGUGAUACAGGUAUCGUGGACAGUUAG
Molecule: messenger RNA, 267 nt
Organism: Schistosoma turkestanicum
Lineage: Eukaryota; Metazoa; Platyhelminthes; Trematoda; Strigeidida; Schistosomatidae
Source: the annotation of a GenBank genome assembly